Spodoptera frugiperda (fall armyworm) is the source of this 5138-nucleotide messenger RNA. Its product is annotated as serine-rich adhesin for platelets. The transcript has 2 exons. Bases 51 to 4595 code for a protein of 1514 amino acids. The record is from RefSeq and is a predicted model, not a curated record. Lineage: Eukaryota; Metazoa; Arthropoda; Insecta; Lepidoptera; Noctuidae.
GGAGAAUCAAACAUACGCGUCUGAGCUCUCGCUCGUUAACGACACACAAAAUGGCCAACAGAAUACUUCUGUUGUGCCUGUUAGUUUCGUGUUUGACUGUGACAUACAUAGAAUGUUGGAGAAGCAGUGGAAGUCGCAGCAGCAGCAGUAGUAGAAGCAGUGGAAGUCGCAGCAGCAGCAGCAGUAGUAGAGGUGGUUCGUCUUUUGGCAAGAGCUGGGGGUCACCGAGUCACAGCUCCAAACCUAGUUGGAGUACUGGCUCAAGCCACAGCUCCAAACCUAGUUGGAGUACUGGCUCAAGCUACAAACCAAGUUCUUCAUCUACAAGCCACAAUUGGGGAAGUUCAGGAUCAACGUCCCACAGUUAUCCAUCAUCGUCAUCGGGGCUUUCGGGAAGCUCGUCAUCUUCGAGCCGCGGGGGAAGUUCAGGAUCUACAUCACAUAGCUACCCGUCAUCGCCAUCACACGGAUAUCCUUCCUCAUCGUCAGGAUUAUCCGGAUCUGGAUCUACUUCACACAAGUAUCCUUCCUCGUCAUCGUCAGGAUGGGGUUCCGGAUCAUCGAGCUAUCCAUCUUCGUCUUCAGGAUUAUCUGGAUCUGGCUCUAGUAGCAAAUACCCUUCAUCAUCUUCAGGUUUAUCUGGAUCCGGCACUGGUUCCUUCAAAUACCCGUCAUCAUCAUCGGGAUCAAGUUCAAGCUCAAGCAAGUACCCAUCAUCAUCUUCGGGACUUUCUGGAUCAGGAUCAAGCUCAAGCAAGUACCCAUCAUCAUCUUCGGGACUUUCUGGAUCAGGAUCAAGCUCAAGCAAGUACCCAUCAUCAUCUUCAGGACUUUCUGGAUCAGGAUCAAGCUCAAGCAAGUACCCAUCAUCAUCUUCGGGACUUUCUGGAUCAGGUUCAAGCUCCAGCAAGUACCCAUCAUCAUCUUCAGGAAUGUCUGGUUCUGGAUCGAAUUACAAACCUUCAUCUAGUUCUGGAGGCCAUUCUUAUCCAUCGAGUUCCACGGGAAUGUCUGGUUCUGGAUCGAAUUACAAACCUUCAUCUAGUUCUGGAGGCCAUUCUUAUCCAUCGAGUUCUACGGGGAUGUCUGGUUCUGGAUCAAAUUACAAACCUUCAUCGAGUUCUGGAGGCCAUUCUUAUCCAUCGAGUUCUACGGGGAUGUCUGGUUCUGGAUCAAAUUACAAACCUUCAUCUAGUUCUGGAGGCCAUUCUUAUCCAUCGAGUUCUACGGGGAUGUCUGGUUCUGGAUCAAAUUACAAACCUUCAUCGAGUUCUGGAACCCACUACUACCCACCAAGUUCCAACAAUAACAACUACAAACCAAGUCAUACAUACAACACGAACAGCCACCCAUCUACGACAGUUCAUCAUACAACGCAUCAUCAUUACCACACCAAUGUGCCUUACUCCGUACCGACGUAUUACUCUACACCGCAGUAUGUAUAUAUUCAAGACUACAGGCACUCCAACAGUCGAUAUGGAGAUCUACUGACUGGUUUAUCGUUAUACAACCUCGGUCGCUCACACAGUCACUACCAUGAUCACUACUAUUAUGACGAUUACUACAGACGUAGGUAUGACAUGCCGAGCUCUUCAUCGUACGGCUCCUCAUCCUAUAGACCACAGAACAGACCUCAAGACGAAGCGAAUUGCAUAUUGAGAGUUACAGAGAAUGGACGAGAGGAAGCGCUCAAAAUUCCUUGUGAAAUUGUUUCAACCUUCACUCAAGAUAGUAAAAAAGUGGCUCCAACACAGCAAACUCAAGUGAAUAAGACAGUGUGCACGACAACUACAACCGUGAUCAACAGUACAGUGUCGACAGUGCCAGCAACUCCUGCGGCCCCAGUGAACCCUGUGCUCUCAGUGUUACCCGUCAACGCUUCUAAUUAUAAUACGACAGUGACGGCCAAUCAAACUGUGUCAACUAAUGUUUCCUCAAUGAAUGCUUUGCCAAGUAAUAUGAAUCUCAACGUUCGCAAAGAAGAUUUCCCAUCGCUAGCGGCCACCAUACCACCUCCGAUUAACAACAUCUAUACCACCAUAGCAAACAUGACAUUAGCGCCAAACGGUACUCUAAUAAUGGUACCGGUAAGUACUCCUGCACCAGUUGUUCCCAGCGUGGAUGUGAAGACUAAUUUGGGAACUUUAGCCCCUAAUGGCACCAUCAUACCCACAGUGACUGUCACCGGCACUGUGCCACAGAACAGUUCAGCAGCAAACACGACAGUGACCACAGUGACUUCUUCAGGGAACGGUUCAUCAUCUUACACCACCAAGACGGUGACAACUAACGCGACUAUGGUGAAUGUGACAGUGUGUACUACUAAUUCAACCCUUGUAGAUCCUUUGAGUGUAAAAGGGCCCCCAGUGAACCCUGACAAAAUGCAGUGUGCUGUUGAGAUUCAAACCAGAGACGCUUUCUUACGUAAUGUUGUCGAUUGUAAGACUUUGAUGGCUUACUCCAAAAUGCCGGAGCCUAAAAAGGACACUGGUAUAUUGCCACCAAGGGAAAAACUGAAAUCAUGGCUGAAGAACCCGCCUUGGUGGAUGUCUCUGUUUAUUGCUGUACGCUCGUUAACAUCACGCAAAAUGGCCGGCAGAAUAUUUCUGUUGUGCCUACUAGUGUCGUGUCUGACUGUGACUUAUAUAGAAUGUGGGCGAAGCGGUGGAAGGAGCAGCAGCAGUAGCAGGGGCGGCAGUAGAAGCAGCAGCUCCUUUGGCAAGAGCUGGGGCUCGUCGAGUUACUCCAAACCCAGUUGGAGCUCAAGUUCUUCGUCGUCGAGUCGUUGGGGAAGCUCAUCGUCAUCACACAGCUACCCAUCAUCAUCAUCAGGGUUAUCAGGGUAUGGAUCUAGAUCCAGCUCACAUGGAUAUCCUUCGUCAUCGUCGGGAUUGUCGGGAUAUGGCUCCAGCUCACAUGGAUAUCCUUCGUCAUCGUCGGGAUUAUCUGGAUAUGGCUCCAGUUCACACAAAUAUCCAUCGUCAUCAUCAGGAUUGUCUGGAUAUGGCUCCAGCUCACACACAUACCCUUCGUCAUCCUCAGGAUUGUCUGGAUAUGGCUCCAGUAGUAAUUACCCUUCAUCUUCAUCUGGAUCGUCGUGGAACUGGAACUUUGGAUCAUCUAGUUACCCGUCAUCGUCAUCAGGAUCUGGAUCUUACAUAAGUCCUUUACCCGCAGGAGUAUAUCAUGCUACUGGCUCAAAACCGCCAUACUCAUCAGAUUUACCAGCGGGAGUAACGAAUCUUAUUAACUCCAAAUAUCCUUCAUCGUUAUCAGGACUUUCCGGUUCAGGAUCUAGUUACAAGCCAUCGUCAAGUUCGGGAAGCCAUUCUUACCCGUCAAGUUCAACAGGUUUGUCUGGCUCUGGCUCAAGUUACAGACCUACCUCGAGUUCUGGAUCCCACUACUACCCGUCAAAUUCCAAUAAUUACAAACCAAGUCAUACAUACAAUACGAAUAGCCAUCCACCUUCUUCAGUUCAUACAACGCAUCAUUAUUACCACACCAAUGUGCCUUACUCGGUCCCAACGUACUACUCUUCACCGCAGUAUGUAUAUAUUCAAGACUACAGGCACUCCAACAGUCGAUAUGGAGACUUGCUGACUGGUUUAUCGAUAUACAACCUCGGUCGCUCACACAGUUACCCAGACCACUACUAUUAUGACGAUUACUACAGACGUAGGUAUGACAUGCCGAGCUCUUCAUCGUACGGCUCCUCAUCCUAUAGACCACAAAACAGGCCUCAAGACGAAGCGAAUUGCAUAUUGAGAGUUAAAGAAAAUGGACGAGAGGAAGCGCUCAAAAUUCCUUGUGAAAUUGUUUCAACCUUCACUCAAGAUAGUAAAAAAGUGGCUCCAACACAACAAACUCAAGUGAAUAAGACAGUGUGCACGACAACAAUCAGCACGACCAAUAAUGCAGUGACGACAAUGCAAGCGCCACCAGCUACCGCAGAACCUGUGCUUUCAGUGUUACCGGUCAAUACUUUAAAUACUAAUACGACAACGAAUACAAGUCAAACCAACGUUUCUGCACUACUAAACAACAGCUCCAUUACAGUAUCGAACACGACAUUAGCACCAAACGGUACUCUAAUAAUGGUACCGGUAAGUACUCCAGCCCCAGUUGUUCCCAGCGUCGAUGUGAAGACUAAUUUGGGAACUUUAGCCCCUAAUGGCACCAUCAUACCCACAGUGACUGUCACCGGCACUAUGCCACAGAACAGUUCAGCAGCAAACACAACAGUAACCACAAUGACUUCUUCAGGAAACGGUUCGUCUACUUACACCACCAAGACAGUGACAACUAACGCGACUAUGGUGAAUGUGACAGUGUGUACUACUAAUUCAACCCUUGUUGAUCCUUUGAGUGUAAAAGGGCCCCCAGUGAACCCUGAUAACAUGGAGUGUGCCGUAGAAAUUCUAACAAGAGACGCAUCCUUACGUACUGCGGUCGAUUGUAAGACUUUAAUGGCUUACUCUAAAAUGCCGGAGCCCAAGAAGGACACUGGUUCUAGUUUAUUGCCUUCUAGAGAAAAACUGAAAUCAUGGCUAAAGAACCCGCCUUGGUGGAUGUCUCUGUUUAUUGCUGUAUAAAUUAAGUAUAAGACUUGUGUUGUAUUUUAGAUUUGUAUGUGUAUCAAUAUAGUUAACCUCCCUUAUCUUGGUCAAGUGUACUUGAUUUUUUUUGUUUUACGGAAAAUAAUGUGACUAUAUCACAUAUUUUUCCGUAAAUACGAGUUGUGUAAAACUAUAUAUAUUAUUAACUACUUCUAAAUACGUGUAAAAUUAUGUAGUUACUCGUAUAAAGUACCUAUAGUACUUUGAGUGUAUUAAAUAAAUAAGUCAAUAAUAUGUGUAUUUGAAUUUUGAGCGUAAUGUGUUUGGUUGAAUAUUGAUAAAAUUGUUAUGUACUUAUAUGUGUGCUCCUGUUAUCAUUAUAUAAUAUUAAUGUACUAAGAAGGUUAACAAAAAAAGAUAAAGUCUUUUAAAAUGAUCAUAGAAUAAUAAUACUUGAACGCUUUGUACAAAAUAUUAUUUGCCAUUACUGUAAUUAAUAUUAAUAGUUUUAGUGACAAGACUGUUUUGUUAUACAACGUAUUUUAUUUAAUUCUGUGAAAUAAAAUGUACAAUAUUGAA